CCUGACCUUAUCUCCGGCAGCCCACUUGCCUAAUGCAGGAAAGUGAGAAAGGGCGACAAGGCAAGAGUCAAGCUUACGAAUCAGAUCGAUGGAAAGAAUAAGACCCUGGACACCUUGGAAGUCAAAGCCCAAGAGACUUAAUACAACCCCGACAGUUUCACCGCAUGCUUCACUUUCGUUCGAUUCUUUGACCAUAAAAUAUCUGGCUAAGGUAUAACCUAAUAAGAACAGUACCGAGAACAUAGAUACAAUUGCGAGUGAAGGUGUAGAGAAGGUGUAGUGAAGAUAUAUGUGGAAGUUUACGAUUCACGAUGUCAACGACGACCACAACUAGCGUCGCCAACUGCGGUCCCAAACAUAGGGCCUGCGAUGAAUGUCGCACACGUAAGCUAGCUUGCACCAAAGAGGCCGACGGCUGCUCGCGAUGCAAGCGCGAAGGCAUCGCCUGCCACUACUCCCCGCAGAAACCCAUGGGCCGGCCGCGGAAACGGCCCCGAGACGAGACGAUCACCGAGAAUUCGGUCGCGGCCCCGGCCUCGAAGAACACGAUGACGGAACUUCCGGCGGAUACGCCGGAUCCCGGGCUGGCUUUUAUCAAUCUGCUAGCCGGAGACUUGAGUUACCUUAAUUACGAUAGCAUGGGGAAUAGUAACGUAGAAAGUAAUAAUGUGAUAAGCCGACCGCAGGACAAGGGCUACCAGUUCUCGUUCGGGUACACGGGGGAUAGUUUGGGGGACAUCGGCUACGACCUGGCACCGCAGCACACGCCGCCAUACUUCAACUCGAACAUCGACCCCUCCCUCUUCGCCAUCGACCCCCCUCCCGCAGACCAAGUCCCCACCUUAUCCCCUAACACAGCAGGCACGCCCGAGAGCACAGGCAGCAGAAGCAGCAGCUCGUGCAGCAACAACGACAGCGCCGCGGCAGCUGCCGUCGCCACACCGCCGACGACGACGCAAGGCUGCGCGCACACGGCGGCGCUGUACCUCGCGCUAGACGCGAUGCAGAAGGUGCCGUCGGGAGUCGAAGCAGCGCUCCAGCACGCGCGGCGCGCGACGCGGACGGCGUACGACGUGGUGUACUGCCCGGCGUGCUCGUUCAAGCUCGACCCGCCGGCGGACGCGGACGCGGCGGACGUGACGCGCAACUUCCAGAACCUGAUGCUGCUCGCGGCGCUGAUCCCGUCGAUCGUGCACGCGUACGAGCGCGUGCUGGCCGCCGUGGACGAGGAGACGGCGCGGGCGGCGGCGGAGCGGCGGAGGUUGGUUUUCAAGUUGACGGGGUUCGGGGGCGUGCUUUGGGCGGACGGCGGAGCGGACGAGUGUGUUGGCGCGGCGGGGCUGGAUUACCGCGAGAUGGAGCCGGCGAUGUGGAGGUUGACGGUGCGGGCGCUGUUGAAGGUCGACGUGUACGGGCUCAGCGAGUCGCGGGUGGAUGCGCAGGCCGAGGCGCUGCCGCUGCAUAUCGGGUUGAAGGAUAUCGUGCUCCAGAUGGAGCAGAAGAGCCGCGCUAGGCACGCGGUCAUGGACGCGCUGGUGGCGAGCGGGGCGUGGAAGCCGCCCGCUUGCGGGAUGAAGAUGCAUGAGCCUGGGGAGACGCCGACGUGUCUUAGGGUUAUUGCGAUUGCGAAGGCUAGUAUUGAUUCUUUGAUCAUUGCGUGAGGGGCUGGGGUUUGGGUUUGUCGUAUGCGCGGUUGUGGAUCGUUACCUGUUACGAGGAGUGAUGAGACGGGCGUCUUGCGACGGCUUCGUUUAUGAUGGAGCCAUCAUCUCCUAUGGAGAUUUUGAUUUCCUCAGGUCGCCGAUUCUCUCACGACUAGUCUGCCGGAUGAUUCGGAGAGAUGUUAUGAAGUCAUUGAGCAAGAGAGGCAGUUCUACAUACGGCCAAAUGCUCGCCGCCUACCUAGAUUCUAGCAACGUGCUGAGCCAGGGCCGACUCAGGUGAC
Molecule: messenger RNA, 1945 nt
Organism: Annulohypoxylon truncatum
Lineage: Eukaryota; Fungi; Ascomycota; Sordariomycetes; Xylariales; Hypoxylaceae
Exons: 2
Coding region: 312-1661 (449 amino acids)
Cellular component (GO): nucleus
Molecular function (GO): zinc ion binding; DNA-binding transcription factor activity, RNA polymerase II-specific
Source: RefSeq, a predicted model, not a curated record